AUAUGCCAUAUAAAAAUACAUACAUAUGUUAAUUUUGAAAUUUUCAUUUAAAAAUAUUGAGAACUUAAUAUUUUAAUUUUAAAUUUUGCAUUGAAAAAAUCUCACAUCGAAAGUUUUGUGAUUAAUGGCUUAAAUUGGUUUGUUACAGAAAAUAUAUAAAUGUUAUAUAAGUAGAAAAUCUCAAUAAUAAAUAUUUAUAUUAACAUAUGUCAAUACAAUUGAAAUUUAGAUUAUAUACUAUAUAAAAUAAGUAAAAUGAUUGUUUUGAUUUAUUUACCAAAAUAAUUAUUGUAAAUAAGCAAGUGUUAAUGUUUUGAUUUAUGUGCUUACUUUAAUUUAAUUAUAUACAUAAUACGUAAAUAAAUACAAAAUAAAUAAUAAUAUGUAAAAAUCAUUUUGUAUAAUGUUCAUUCCGUGUAAGACGCAAAUAUUAAGAUAGUUAAAAUUAGAAAGAUCUUAGUUCUUUUUGUUUGGAUUUUUUUACCGCUUCAGUACUACUUUAAUUAGUCUUUUCAAAACAACCGUUUUCAAUCUAAAAUCUGGUUUAUCACCGAUAGUCAGUACAUUCUCAUAUCGCCUUAGCAUCAUGCUUGGUUUUGCACCUCUAAAGUAGUACCGCUUCAUUUAGUUAUUACUGUCACCAUUAUCAUAACAUGUGUUCUUUUUUCUCUACGCGAGAGGAAUAUGAUCUAAUGUAAAUUGAAUGAAAUAAACGACUCAUUGAUCCAGAGAAAGAGAAUUUCAAAUCACACAAAUCAAACUGUCACGAGACAGCGGAGACGGUAAUGUAAAUCAGAGAGAAGAUCAAUGGUCCCUUUGAGUGUAUUUUAUUAGGAAGAGACAAAAAAGACUAGUCAUGAAAAGUACCAAAAUGUUGGACAUAGCUCCAUUUGUACUGACACUUCAAAUUGACAUAAUUCAUAAUACACAUAUAUACAUACAUAUGCAUCUCUGUCUUGUUGCUUCCAGAAGUGUUUACUUCUUUGGAUAUUGUGAUCCAUAUGCCGCAUACGUUGCCCAUCUCUCUAUCGUUUAUUUUUUCUUGGAUCUCACUCUUUUUUUUAUAUACUUUAGAUUUAUUGUGAUCCAUUGUUUUAUAAUCUCUAUAAUUGACUAUUUUCUUAAAAAUAUGUAUCAGUGGGGCAAUUAAUUAGGGCUUAUUUGAUGUGUGCACCAGAUGAAACCGACCCGGAAUUAUAUCAGUUACCAGUCUUUUUAGACUAGACCUUUAGUGAUUCAUUUCUCAGUGUAAUAACCGGUACACUAACUCAGCUUAUACUUUUAGGACAAAACCAAUGUAUCACAUAUGAACAUAUAGGCUAACAAAAUAAGACAACUUAUUAUACGAUUUUAAUUGUGAGCAAAAUGACAAAAUUAUACGAUUUAACAUACGUUUUUAAAUUUUAAUAAAAAUUCCAAAUACCUUAGUUUAGGUUUAAGAAGGAUUUCUUAGAAGGUUAGUAAGAAUAUCUGAAGCAAGCAGUACAUAUUCAUAAACUUCGAAAAACUAAAAUUUGUGUUACUGAUGGAAGUAUUGGAUUUUGGUAUUAAUGUUUGGAAAUACGCAAAAUAUUAUUUUCUGACAAUGUGUCUAAGAGUUUUUUUAGGAGUUGUAUUUUAAAAUUAACAUAAACAAGCAUGCAUGGUGUAGAUUAGACAUGCUAUCUAGUAAUCGUUAGAUUAGUUUUAAUAUCGAACUAGCCGAUCGGGUUAUAAUAAUUGUCGGUAAAGAGAAGUGUGUGACCACUUUCCAAACAAAUAUAAGAUCAUGUUUAUUUGCGGAAAGAGACAAUAAAAUUUGUAACAAGAGUUAGUUUCGUAUGCUCUAUAUCGCCUCUUGUUUCCGAUUCAGAUAAUAAUAGUACCCAAAUCUCGUUAUUACAACUUGUCAUGUGUGAUCUUCUUGGUCACUUCAAGUGGAUAUAUUUUAUCUGAAAUAUGUAAAAUAACUUUUUUGGGUGAAAAUAUAUGUAAAAUAUAAAUUAUAACAUUAUCUGUCCGUUAAAAAAAUCAGGGAUCUAUAUGAAGAAAAGAACGAAAAACUUUAUUGGCAAUUCAUCAUUCUCUGUGAACCUUAUAUGAAUAUAUGGCGGCCGUCCCAGUCUCUUAUUUUCAGUCCGUUUUUACAAUAUCUUAUUCAAAUAUUUUAUUAUUCUUUUAUUAAUAAUUUGCUUGGUCCCAGUUCAUAUCUAGCAUCUUCCCUUUUUCAUGAUAUAUUUAUGUGAAAAAAAUCCGUUCACAUCGACCUUUCUCUCUUGAAAAUCAAUCCAUCUUCGACUAGGACUUUCAGUUUUAGUGUCUCGGUUUCAAGAGUAAAAGUUAAAAUCAACACAAAAAUACAUACUGUAUAAAACAAUUAAAAGUGGUAUAUAUAUGUAUAUUUACCAUACUUUUUUUGAAGCUUAAUAUACUACUAGGUUAAGUAGCUGUGGAAUUUUCAGCCACUACAAGAUGUUGAAUCCAUGCAAUUAUGAAGAUACAAUAGCCUCAAAGGUAGAGAAAGAAUAAAGAUUCCGUUUGGUAUAAAAUAUAUCCAGGUACAUGUAUUAAAAAAAAAUUGUAAACAUAACGUUGAGGGAGAUUGAUAGAUCGCAUGGUGUCCUUUUCUAGCAUAUGAAAGAACAAAACCCUUAAGAUCUCAGAGAAGCUAGCUUAGCUAGCACCUAUUUAGCUCUACUAGAUUUCUGUCUUUCCUCUAUGGCUCUACCUCUCUUCUCACAUUGAUCUCAGUACAUCGCUCCGUCAUCCAAUUAAUGGCCCUGAUCAGCUCGAUUUUCAAGAACCCUAUGCAGAAGAGAACUACUAAAAAAACAAAAAGAAGAAGAGACAGAACUAGUCAAUGAGACAGAAGUCACAGAACUAGUCAAACUACCUUUGGUUUGUUUUUGUUUUAAUGAAAACCUUUGAUUUUGUUAGUAUUGCUUGUAUGAUGAUGAUAGUACCAGUUCAUUUCUAAAAAGAAAGAUGACAAGAUCAAUUUUGAGUUGGAUCAACAUGAUCCACGACUAACGUUUUCUUUAUAAUUAGGGGAUAAUCCAGUUUUUUUACCAUCCUAUUAAUUGGAACUUUCAUUAGAUCUUUUCAAUUUAAGAAUAAACAUUGAUAAUUUAUGUUUUUGCAUAAAUUAUUUCUCUUCAUACAUAAAAUUUUGCUUGAACUUGGAUUCCGUGAUUUAGACAAAUAUUUUCUGUCUAGGACAGCUAAGUUACUUAUCAAUUGCAUAUAUGUCAUCGGAUAUGGUAAAAUGUAGCACCAAAACUUGAAGUUGAUGGUAAAAAGAGAGAGAGUGAUAGAUCACAUUCACAUUUCCCUAAGAAAAACUACUAAGUAUAAAUCGUUGCUUGAUAAUUUAGCCUAAGGAAUUAAUAUGUAUAUAAAUAUAAAUUGAUGGACUGAUUUUAAAUUUAAAAAUGAAAACGAAUUGUCUCUUUGUGUGUGUGCGGGUCCUCAGUGAUCUGUAAAUCUGAUAAGAAGGAACUGAAUAAGUUUGGCAAUACUAAGGUGGGGAUCUGUUCUUCCUUUACCAUUCUAAACCUAUCUCUUGUCUUUUGUUAUUCUCUCUUCUCUCCCUCUGCCUCACUUCUCAUCUCUCAAAUCAUGUUUCUCUCUCCUCUGGAAGAGAUUAUUGAUGGAUCACAUGUGUUGAAAGGAUCACGAGCUACAUCAAGUAUAUUUACAGGUUUCAAAAAAUCUAUGCACUGGGUCAACUUUAACUAUUAUUAGUAAAUUAAAAAUAAUAUUGAAUUUUUUGUAAAUAAUAAUGAAUAAAUAAAUUAUUGUAUAUAUAUUUAGCAAGUAAUGCUAGGAUUAAUCCCCUAACAAAUAAAAUCUAUAAUCUUUAAGUACUAACCACUACUACUACGGGGUGUUAAUUAAAUAGAUCCACUAACUUUUUUUCAUUUAUGUUUCUAUCUCUUUUCUAUGCUAACUGAUUUUUACUUUUUAGUUUAUUAAUACGAGUGGAUAUCUCCAUUAAAAUACUAGUUUUCAGUUUUUGUUAUCAAUAUACAAAUAUAUGAACACUGGUCAAUUAAUCAGGUUAAAUAUAAAUGUUGAAUAAAUUUUUUUCUAUAUUUGACCAAAUAUAUUCUAAACUCGUUUCUAUCGAUACUAGUUAGGGCAAUACUAGUAUCAGAGACAAUCAUAAAAUAGAAAAGUCACCAAGUUUUUUUGGUAAAAUAAAGUCAGCAAGUUGAUGAUACAUCUAAACUUUUUAGUACAAACCAAAUAAACCUUUUUGUUUUUAGUUUAAGGGGUAUGAAAAUAACAUGAAUUCUAGGAACCCUAGAUUUGAAAAGAUCGACUACAACUAAAAGAAUCAUUAUUAUCAAGAUUCGUGUGGCUCUUACCCUCCAAAUAUUUAUAUAAAAUAUGGUCUCAUUUUUCAUUUUUCUCUGUUUCUCUAGUGGGGUAAGGAAAUUAGAUAGGGUUUGUUUUGAAUGGAAUCGCCCGCUACAAUUCCAUAUACACAGUUUGUCGCAUGUGUUUGGUUUCCUAUGGGCGCCAUGGACUCACGUGAACCGCUAAGUUAAUUAAAUAUACGUAAAUUUUCUACUUCCUUUUAAUAAUUUUCUACUAGCUUAUCCAGUGACCAUACUAGCAAAAACAUACAGUAUAAAAAGAGCAUUUCAUCUUGGAUUGGACAUCCUAAAACAUUGGAUUAACCAAGAUCGUUACAUAAUUGGUUACAUAUAACUUAAACGAUAAAUUUAUAAAUAUAAAUAAUUUCUCUGGUAUUUAAAAGAAUAAAAAUAAAUAAAGUCUCUCAUUCUGUUAGUUGCUUUCACUUAAUCUAUUAUUAAAAAUUCAAUAUAAAGGAUAAUCCGAACUAAUAUUUGUUGUGGGUUUACGAUCAGACUGGUCUGAGGGUAGAAAUUAAAAACAGUAUCUUUUAUCCAUGUCUUCGAGAAUUCACUGCACAAGUUGAUCGUUAUAUAUAUAUAUAUGUGUAUAAUAGAAACCAUGUUGGGCUCCUAUCUCAUCUCAUAGCAUUUAAAAGGGAUCAUACAUAGUACAGAUUGGACUCUUUUAGUUUUGCCGUCUAUGAUCUCUCUGAGCUUCUCAUCUAAGAUCUCCCUCUCUCUAUUUGAGUUUUCAUCUCUCUUUCUCAUCAAUGGGUUCGAAUUUUCAUUACUCUAUAGAUCUAAACGAAAAUCAAAACCAUCAUGAACAGCCCUUUUUCUAUCCUCUUGGAUCCUCUUCGUCUCUUCUUCAUAAUCAAGUUCUUUCUAAUUCGUCAUGUUCUUCCUCAUCCAUUUCGUCUCUUUCCUCUUACCUUCCUUUCUUGAUCAACUCUCAAGAAGACCAACAUGUUGAAUACAAAAACACGUAUCAUGUUGAUCAUGUCCAUCUUUCUCAACCCCUCAAGGCCAAGAUGUUUAACAGUGGAUCGUCAUCAUCGUACGAUCACAUGGUGCCAAAGAAGGAGACAAGACUGAAACUAACAAUAAGGAAAAAAGAUCAUCACGAAGACCAAACCGAUUUUCUUCAUCAAAACCAGACAAAACCCAAUUUAGACUCCGACAAGUGGAUGAUGUCCCCAAAGAUGCGGUUGAUCAAGAAUACAAUAACCAAUAAUAAACAGUCCACCGAUCAUACUAGUAAAAAUAAUAAUGAUCAUAAAGAAGAUCACCACCUUUUAAACCAGAAGAUUAGUUUGGAAGAAGAUCACGAUGAAGAUCUCAAGAAAAUCUCGCCCAGGACGACCACGGCCGUGACCAGGGAAAAUCGCGACAAUACAAUCAAUGAGAAUGGUUAUGGUAAUAACAAUGGCCUGAUUAGGGUUUGUUCCAAUUGUAACACCACCAAGACUCCUCUUUGGCGAAGUGGGCCUCGAGGUCCCAAGUCUCUUUGUAACGCAUGUGGCAUAAGACAAAGAAAGGCGAGGCAGGCCGCAAUGGCUGCAGCCACAGCUGAGGGCGACCAAGAGGUGAUGGCGGCACGGAUGCAACAAUUACCGGUGAAAAAGAAGUUGCAAAACAAGAAAAAGCGAUCUAAUGGAGGAGACAAAUACGAUAUUACUCCCCAUGUAGGGGCCUAUACAAAAAAGUGCAAGAUCAAAGAAGGAGAUGAGUACGCGGCCGCGGUUGCUAAGAUUAGUAAAUCAACAACUUCUUCUGAUUCUUCAGUUUCAUCCAACAAACUUCGCUUUGACGACUUGACGAUAAUGUUGACCAAAAGCUCAGCUUAUCAACAAGUGUUCCCACAAGAUGAGAAGGAAGCUGCUGUUUUGCUCAUGGCUUUGUCGUAUGGAAUGGUGCAUGGCUGAUCAGAUAAUGACAAAGUCUUCUGACGACAAAUGGAGGUUAAUUUUAUAAAUAUAUAUACAUAGUAAUCAAAAUAAUGAUAAGAUUUUUAAAUCUUGGAGUGAUUCAUGUGGUUUUUGCAAGUAGGUCUAAUAUGAGAAGCCUAAACAUUUUAUAAUAAGAAUGCGUGAGAGUUUAAUAUAAUAAUUAAUAGCUCUAUAUUAUGUUUUGGGAGAUUUUGGUUUAGGGUUUAAUAGUUUAUGUUGUGUGUGUUUUUUCCCUGAUGGAGCAAUGAUCACCGAUAAUGUGGGUGUUCUUUUUAUUCCAUCUUUAUAUUGUGUUACGUGAUUUGAGAAAUAAUAUAAAAAAAUUAUUUAUCUUUUCAUC
Molecule: messenger RNA, 6632 nt
Organism: Brassica rapa (field mustard)
Lineage: Eukaryota; Viridiplantae; Streptophyta; Magnoliopsida; Brassicales; Brassicaceae
Product: GATA transcription factor 21
Biological process (GO): regulation of DNA-templated transcription
Molecular function (GO): zinc ion binding; sequence-specific DNA binding
Source: RefSeq, a predicted model, not a curated record